AUGGCCUCCAUGUCCAUGUCCCUCCAUGCCGUCAAUCACCGGUUGACCAACAUUCCCGUCAAACAACUCCCUCCGUUGGCAUCCUCGCUGGCGGCCUCGCUCAGCAAUUGCGGAGAGCUUCUCUCGUCUCCUCAGUCGCAAAAAGCUGCCAAAUCCGAUUCCGACAAUGCGGUUCAAGUCCACAAGCUGAUGACUCGUCUGACGAGUCUUCUGCAGGAUCGUACCCCCGAAGGCCGUUGGACUGCAGUGGUGCUGGUGAAGGCUGUGGUGGAAGCUGGUCAAUGGGAAGUUUUGCGCGCAUGCGAGCCAUUCGUUCGUGGGUUGAUGGGGAUUCUGACUAAAGCCGACCCCAUCUCGACGAAGAAAAUGUGUAUCAUCACCUUGACCCGCAUUUUCCACCUCACUUACCAGUAUCCCACUCUCGUUCGCGAGAUAACUACUCCGUCCCUCCCCGGGUUCAUUACAUCGACGUUGAACCUCAUCUCGGUCAAGCCGUCUUCCGAUCCCGCCAGAACUCUGAAGCCCAAUACCCCGUUUUUAGAUAUCGUGCUCCAUGCAUUCAGCGAGUUGAUCGCACGACACCCCACUAUUUUCCGCCCCUUCACUGCGCAGAUCCAUAGUGUUCUGCAGACAAUCAUCAGCGCGACAUCUCCGACGUUCCCCGAGCCGGUGGUGGAUCUUGCGGAGCGCCUCUUUGUCCUUCUCCAUGUGUGCGCCCCCAAGAAUAGCUCUGGAGAAGAAUGGAAGAAGGCCUGUCAGAUGGCCAUUUAUUCGGUGCAUGACACUGCGCAUCACGUCUUCCGAGCCGUCAUAGAACAGUGGGAGUCGGUGGAUCCAUCUCUGCGCCAAACCGCCAAGCAAUUGAACUACAGCCAAGAAAUGGGGUCUCUCGAGCCGGAUGCGCUGGGGUUGUCUGGUUGGCAAGGUCUUGAUUCUGGAGUGAACCGACUUAUUCUGCUUUUGCGACUUCUCUCUCGCUUCUUAACGACCGCAACCGCGUCCACAGUGGUUAUCCCGGUUGGCUCGAUCCUGGAUUUGACCUCGCGAUUGACCGCUCUGACUGUGCCUUCCGACGCAAAGGACGUCCAGGCCAAUCCACAGAUUAGUCGUUCGGAAAGAGAUGGCCUCUUCACAGAGCUCCCUCGCAUCCACGUGGCCUGCAUUGACCUUCUUUCAACAUUGGUUGGUGUUCUGGAAAUCGGGGCUGUGUCGAUAGCGCAGACGAUCAUGGAGCAAACCCUCUGGGUUUUCCGUGCAGAGAAAUCCAUCCAUGAACUCCGCAGCUCUAUGUACAACCUUGUUCGCACGUUGCUCGCCCGCAUGGGACCAUCGAUGACCAAACAGAGCGUAUCUUCCCUGACCGUUUUGCUCAAGUCUUGUUGUUCCGAUAUCUUGCCGCCGGUCCAUGAACAGCCUGCCGCGGUCAAGACUUCCUCCUCCAAGUCCAGUCAAAGCACGGCGAAUGCGGAUUCAUUCUUGAAUCCAAGCCUGAAACAAGGCCGUAAUAUAGAUGCAUCGUCGUCAUUCCCUAGUCUGAGAAAAGCCGCGUGUGAACUUCUCCCGGCCGUGUUGGCCCACCUUCCUAUUGAAUACCUUUCGCCCGCCCUGCGAGCUGAGAUUGACCGGACGAUCAUCCUGACUUCUGAAAAGGAAGCAAUGCUGGCCAGUGUCCUGAACCCUGUCCCGGCUACCCAAGGCCGUGGCGUGACUGCCAGCAUCAUCCCCUUCUUAGCCCGGAGCUACGGCGCAGACAUGGAGGUGGAGGCUCUCAUUAGACCGAGAAUGCCCGUUUUGAUGAACACAGGCGGCCUCGCUUCGUACAAUGACGUGGAUGAGGACGAGGAAGAAGAGGAAUCAGUCUCCGCAAUGGCUCCCCAGACGGCCGCGGAGAGUAGCGGAUUUCUCCAGCCCUCGGCUACCCCAAUCUUGCACGAGAAUCUGACAAGCACUGAACCCAUUCCGAACCGACCGCAGUCUGCGAAUAAGCGGACGCACGCAGACGAGCCUGCUCACGCGGCCGUAUCCUCUACGCCUGCCAAGCGCGAAGAGAACGUGCAGACGAAGAAACCGCGGGUCGAGACUGAUGUGACGACUGCUACUCAGCCGUCCCUGCGCCAGGCCUCUCCUGCAACGUUCUCUGGCACUGCUGCUAUCUCUGUCCCUACCUCCUCGACUACUUCUACCACUGCCCCGCAGGUCCAAGCCACGGCGCCGCCCACCACAUUAAACAGCGGCCUGUCGUCCGGGGCUGCUACAGUGGUGGCAGCGGAAGCGGCGGAGGAUGAGAGUGACGAUGAACUCCCAGCGCUGAAUAUUGAUCCGGACACGGACGACGAAGAUGACGAAGACGUCGCCAUGGCGGACUAA
This is a messenger RNA of Aspergillus terreus NIH2624, 2367 nucleotides long. Its product is annotated as RIX1/PELP1 family protein. Gene Ontology annotation, cellular component: nucleus. The record is from RefSeq and is a predicted model, not a curated record. Lineage: Eukaryota; Fungi; Ascomycota; Eurotiomycetes; Eurotiales; Aspergillaceae. Gene Ontology annotation, biological process: rRNA processing. The coding region runs from base 1 to 2367 and encodes 788 amino acids. The transcript has 2 exons.